Molecule: messenger RNA, 2542 nt
Organism: Asparagus officinalis (garden asparagus)
Lineage: Eukaryota; Viridiplantae; Streptophyta; Magnoliopsida; Asparagales; Asparagaceae
Product: ubiquitin-like modifier-activating enzyme atg7
Exons: 15
Coding region: 189-2327 (712 amino acids)
Biological process (GO): cellular response to nitrogen starvation; autophagy of mitochondrion; protein modification by small protein conjugation
Cellular component (GO): cytoplasm; phagophore assembly site
Molecular function (GO): Atg8 activating enzyme activity; Atg12 activating enzyme activity
Source: RefSeq, a predicted model, not a curated record
CACGAUCAGAUGCCCCGAAGCCGAAUCCAAUAUCCUCAUCAGCUUCGUUUCGGAUGUAACAUAAACCCGACCCGCUAACCCUCAGCCUCCGUCCCCCAUCUCCUCUCCCCCCUUCCGACGACUCCAAAUUCCGUACGCUUCGCGGAAAAGACUUGCGAGAGGAAACAAACCUCGAAGGAAGAAAUCCAAUGGCGUCGAGUUCUUCAUCGCAUCAAGGGGAGAUCCUGAAGUUCGCUCCUCUUCAGAGCUUAGUGGACGCUGGAUUCUGGAGGCGCUUCUCUUCUCUCAAGCUCGAUACUUUGAGGAUCGACCAAUCCCCCAUCAACAUCACUGGAUUUUAUGCACCUUGUUCCAAUACUGAAAUAUCAAACCACUUGACGCUUCUUUCCGAGUCGUUGUCGCCUGAACCCAGCGAGCAAUCACCAGAAGUUGAAUUUAGACGUGGUAAUCGAAACAGAUGCCCCGUUCCGGGGAUUCUUUACAACACCAAUACAUUGGAGAGCUUCCGUGCACUUGAUAAGAAGAACCUAUUGACGAUGGAAGCUAAGAAGAUUUUUGAAGACAUUUGCUCUGGGAAAGUAGAGGAGGAUAGUGCAGUACUUUCAAGGUUUCUUCUAAUCUCUUUUGCUGAUUUAAAAAAGUGGAGCUUUCGUUACUGGUUUGCAUUUCCUGCUUUAGUACUUGAUCCUCCAGCAACCAUACUUGACCUGAAACCAGCAUCAAAUAUGUUAAAUGUUGAAGAGGCAGAAUCCUUAGCUGCAGCGUGUAAUGAGUGGCGUAAUUCAAGUUUGACUACAGGGAUGCCAUUCUUUUUGGUUACUAUAUCUUCAAGUUCACAUGCUACUAUCAGGCCACUGAAGGAUUGGAAAGUUUGCCAGGGCAAUGACCAAAAGUUGUUGUUUGGCUUUUAUGAUCCAUGUCAUCGUCCAAAGAAUCCUGGUUGGCCUCUACGCAACUUCUUUGCAUUCAUUUGUCUGAGAUGGAAGCUAGAGAAGAUCCGCUUUUUAUGCUACCGAGAGAAACAUGGUCUGGCUGACAUGGAAUCAUCCCUUAUUGGUGAAGCCUUGAUUUCACUACCACAAGAGUGGAGAGAUCCUCAGUGCAUACCAAAAGCUGUUGGGUGGGAAACUAAUAUUGAAGGUAAAUUGUCUUCUAGGAUCAUCAGCCUUGCAGAGUCCAUGGACCCAGAGAGGUUGGCUGUAUCUGCUGCAGAUUUGAACUUAAAGCUCAUGAGAUGGCGUCAAUUGCCUUCUCUAAAUUUAGAUGCCUUGUCUAGUGUCAAGUGUCUACUCCUGGGUGCUGGUACACUUGGAUGUCAAGUUGCUCGGAUGCUUAUGGCUUGGGGCGUUAGGAAAAUAACACUGCUUGAUAGUGGCCGAGUAGCUAUGUCUAAUCCUGUCAGGCAGUCUCUAUAUACGUUUCAGGACAGCCUCAGUGGUGGGAGCCUAAAAGCUCAUGCAGCAGUUAAAAAUCUAAAGGGCAUAUUUCCAGCUGUGGAAGCAGAAGGCAUUGAUCUGUCUAUACCAAUGCCAGGACAUCCAGUGCCAGCUCAAGAAGUAGACAGGGUGCUUGAAGACUGCAAGAGUCUUCAAAAGUUGAUCACAGCACAUGAUGUUAUUUUCCUAUUGACAGAUACGCGAGAAAGCAGAUGGUUUCCAACUCUCCUUUGUGCAAAUGAAAACAAGAUAGCUAUCACAGCAGCUUUAGGAUUCGACAGUUACCUCGUCAUGCGUCAUGGAGCCGGUCCCAUAAACUCAACACUUAACAAUAAUGAUCACUCUAGCAUCACAGUCAAUGAGGCUGCUCAGAUGGGAACAUUGUCCACAAAAGACGCAGAUGGGUCAUGUCGGUUGGGGUGCUACUUUUGCAGUGAUGUUGUUGCUCCUAUAGAUUCAACUUCAAACCGCUCAUUAGACCAACAAUGCACAGUAACAAGACCUGGACUAGCACCCAUUGCUUCUGCACUUGCUGUAGAACUGCUAGUUGGAAUUUUACAUCAUCCCAAUCGGAUAAAUGCUCCAGGCGAGAUUGCUAACUCUAUCAUAGGCAGUAGCGAGCAACCACUCGGCAUAUUGCCCCAUCAGAUCCGAGGCUCCAUUUCUCAGUUCUCUCAACUUACACUUCUCGGCUAUUCUUCAAGCAGCUGCACAGCAUGUAGCAGUGCCGUUGUGUCAGAAUAUAGAAGUAGAGGAAUGGAGUUCAUCCUACAAGCUAUCAAUCAUCCAACCUAUCUUGAAGACCUUACUGGACUAACAGAGCUGAUGAAAUCAGCUUCUACAUUCCAAUUGGACUGGGAUGAUGGAACCGAUGAAGAUGCCGAUUUCUGACGUUUUGAAACUGCUAUACACUGUUUGAAAACACUAGGCUAUCACUUGUAUCAUAUUCCCACAAAUAUGCGGGAUCAUUCUUUUAUCUCAAUUGAAAGCAAUACCCUCAAAAAAGAAGAAGAAAGAGACAAGUCUUCAGUUGUAUAAUGUGUAAUCUAUCACUGAUAUUUAAUGACCUGGAUUUCUUAUCAAAUUCUUGAUGUUUUACUGGCUGA